Durusdinium trenchii is the source of this 1461-nucleotide messenger RNA. Lineage: Eukaryota; Dinophyceae; Suessiales; Symbiodiniaceae. The record is from the annotation of a GenBank genome assembly.
AUGACUUGGAAUCUCACCAUCACUUUGCUGAGCGGGGAGAGUGUGGAGCUGACCAUUGAGCCGGACCGGAGUGUGAACUUUUUGCGAAGAAAAGCGGAGCAAGCACUCCAGAGGCCACUGAAGGCCUUGUUUGGCGGAGGCCGUUUGAACAAUCCCAGCCGACUCUGCGAUGUGGGCGUCCAAGAUGGUGAUCUGCUGACGGCCAUCGUGCGAGAGCCGGGCCCCAUCAUGGAAUCCUAUCGGAAGGCUCGUGCUUUCGCGGCCAUUUGCGACGGCGAAGUGGUCACUUGGGGCGCACCUCACUUCGGUGGCCAACUGCCUGCACGGCUGCGACCGCGGCUGGUGGACGUGGCUUCGGUGGUGGUCUCAGCGUAUGCCUGUUGCGCACUCCGGAAUGACGGGGAGGUGGUCACUUGGGGCUCUGAGCUGUCAGGAGGGGAUUCGGAAGAAGUCACUCACGAGCUUCGUGACGUGAUCGAAAUCUACGCGACGGACGCAGCCUUUGCAGCAUUGAAAGGUAAUGGCAGUGUUGUGACCUGGGGCGAUGCCAGGAAUGGUGGCAGCUCUAAAGAAGUUUCAGGUGAUUUGUUUGGGGUUCAGAAAAUCUUUGCUUCCACCACAGCCUUUGCUGCAAUCCGAUCUGAUGGUCGAGUGGUUACUUGGGGUGCAAGGAAUGCUGGAGGCGACAGUAGCGCAGUGCAGGAUCAGCUGCGAGAUGUGAAGCAAAUACAUGCAACCAACGUGGCCUUUGCAGCAGUGAGAGGAGACGGCUCAGUUGUUACGUGGGGUGCAGUCAGCGGAGGUGGGGAUUGCAGCGAAGUAGCUGAUCAACUGGUGAACAUCGGGCAGAUUCACUCAACCACCCGAUCCUUUGCUGCGCUUUCUGCUGAUGGGAAGGUUGUAACCUGGGGUGCUCCCAGCACUGGUGGUGACAGCUCCACAGUGCAAGGUGAGUUGUUGGAUGUAGUGCAGCUGGCGGCCAGCGAGACCGCCUUUGUGGCCAUCCGGGAGGAUGGUGCAUUAUUCACCUGGGGCGACUCGAAGAUCCCAGAUGUGGAGCUAUCUGCGGUUUCUCGACAGGUUUUGGCCACCGAUUCGGCCUUUGCUGCCCUGGGAGUCGAUGGCAAAGUUGUCACCUGGGGGUCGAAGAAGGGAGGCGACAGCAGUGGUGUCCAGGAGCAAUUGGUGGAGGUACAACAGCUCUUCGCUUCUGAAGGUGCCUUCGCAGCUCUCAGAUCUGAUGGACGUGUGGUGACCUGGGGGGACCCGGCCUUUGGUGGUGAUUCACACACCGUGCAGGAUGAACUGGUUGAUGUCCACCGCGUCCAUGCGGCCAGUGGCGCAUUUGCAGCAGUUCGACAUGAUGGCAGGGUUGUGACUUGGGGCGAUCCAUGGGGUGGGGGCGAUAGCAGCAAUUUGAGGACGGCUUCGACGACUUUGGUGACUUCAGCGGCUUGGUGA